This is a messenger RNA of Medicago truncatula (barrel medic), 836 nucleotides long. RefSeq names its product signal peptidase complex catalytic subunit SEC11A. The transcript is spliced from 8 exons. Bases 135 to 677 code for a protein of 180 amino acids. NCBI's taxonomy places the organism in Eukaryota, Viridiplantae, Streptophyta, Magnoliopsida, Fabales, Fabaceae. Gene Ontology annotation, molecular function: serine-type endopeptidase activity. The record is from RefSeq and is a predicted model, not a curated record. Gene Ontology annotation, cellular component: membrane; signal peptidase complex.
UGCGCUUUCUCUUGUUUUGUUUGGUCUUUGGGUUUCUCUAUUUGUUGGUAGCAGAGAAAUUUCUUGAGUCUCUCACUCACUCAAGAAAUUUGUAGCAAAAUAGAAGCAACAAUUUUCUCAAAGAAAGAAACGCAAUGGGUUUCGUUGGUGACACUGUCGAUUCCAUCAAAUCUCUUCAGAUCCGUCAGGUCCUCACUCAGGCCGUUAGCCUUGGCAUGAUUGUUACGUCUGCACUGAUAAUAUGGAAGGCAUUGAUGUGCAUCACUGGCAGUGAAUCUCCUGUUGUCGUUGUUCUUUCUGGAAGUAUGGAACCUGGCUUCAAACGGGGGGACAUCUUGUUUUUACACAUGAGUAAGGAUCCAAUUCGCGCAGGAGAGAUUGUUGUAUUUAAUAUAGAUGGACGAGAGAUUCCAAUCGUGCAUCGUGUAAUUAAGGUACAUGAAAGAGGAGAUACUGGGGAGGUUGAUGUUCUCACAAAAGGUGAUAACAACUACGGGGAUGACAGGCUACUGUAUGCUCAUGGCCAGCUUUGGCUGCAAAGGCACCACAUUAUGGGUAGAGCUGUUGGGUUCUUACCUUAUGUUGGCUGGGUGACAAUUAUCAUGACUGAAAAACCUAUCAUCAAGUAUAUUCUCAUUGGUGCUUUGGGGUUGCUCGUGAUAACUUCAAAAGAGUAAAGGAAGAAUCUCAAAUCAAAUUAUGGUCUGACCUCGAAGAGUACUUAUGAGCAAAUGUCAUGCUUUUUUUUAACUUGAAGGUGUCCUUUUGUACCAUUAACAGCAUAAUAUUAAGAAUUAAUACAAAGUAGUUGAAUUUUAUAAUUUAUUUUGGUUGUU